AUGACUACUAUAAACUCUAAUAUUAAUAAUGGCAAUUAUUACAUUAUAGCCGACCAUCUGCGAACUAUAAUUUUUGCUUUGGCUGACGGGGCAAUUUUUGAAUCUAAGGGGCGUGAAAGUUUACAAACCGUUAGCGAAAAACUGAUUGUUCUUAAUUCCUCUUAUUAUCCGUAUUUACUAGAAAAAAAAGACUUAAUAAUAUCAGAUGUCAAGCAAGAACUUACUAAAUCUCGAAGACUAAUUAGCGGAGCCAUAGACCAACUAAAUAACUAUUACUCGCCCAGUAUUACGGCCCAAGACACAUAUUUAGCCCAGAAAAAUCAUCCUUUUCCUACUACUACUUUCAACGAACUAUUAACUCAACAAAAAGAAAAAGGGCACGCCGACCGUUAUGUGCAAAUGCCUAAAUUUUAUUUAUAUAUGCCAGAAUUGGAGAAUAUUCGUAAUAUCGGAAUUGCCGGACAUAUUGACCAUGGAAAAACUACUAUUACCGAACAAAUACUUUAUCUGGCAGGAGGAACACACAAUGUUGGCCGAGUAGAUGAAGGAAGUCACAUUGAUUUUACUGCCGAAGUCGAAAGGUGUUUGCGGGUUUUAGACGGAACCAUAAUAAUGAUUGACGGACAAACAGGAGUUAAGCCCCAAACCAAAAAAGUCUGGCGGCAAGCCAACAAAUAUGGUAUUCCACGACUUAUCUUUGUUAACAAGAUGGAUAAGAUAGGGGCUAAUUUUUUCACUACUCUUAAUUCUAUUAAGGAAAAAUUAAAUGCUUUACCAUUAGUUUGUCAAUUGCCAAUCGGAUCAGAAAACAAUCUACAAGGCGUUAUCGAUCUUAUUGAAAAAAAGGCUUACUAUUAUCGCUUGGGGAAUGUGCACUAUUAUCGCCAAGAAUUACUAGAAAAGAUUAUUGAAUACGACGAAAAAUUGGGAAAUAAAUACUUAAAUGAAGAGGAAUUAACUGUCGGGGAAAUGAAAUACUUACUCCGUAAAGCAACUUUAAGUGGCAAAUGUUAUCCGGUUUUUUCCGGUUCGGCUUUUAAGAAUGUGGGAGUGAAGUUUCUUUUGAAUGGAAUAGUAGAUUAUCUGCCUUCUCCUCAGGAUGCUCCGGCAGUUCUUGUUUCUCGGUUCGAGAAAAACACGGCACAACUAGAAAAAAAUACGGAAAUUAUUUUGGCUAACUCUUAUGUUUAUAAUAUUAACCAGCGAAAGAAAGAAAGAAUUAGUCGUUUGGUGCGAGUAUACGCUAACAAAACAGAAGAAAUUAAGCAAGUGGGGGUGGGAGACAUUGCUGCUGCCUAUGGUUUACGACAAACCGUCACUGGUGAUACUUUGGGUAUCGAGUUCGACGAGCCGGUUAUUUCUCGAGCUGUGGAAGCCAAGUCCAAUAAAGAUAAUGAUAAACUAAGCGAAGUUCUGAAAAAAUUAACCGUUCAAGACCCCGGACUGAAAUACCAAAUUGACAAAAAAACUGGUCAAAUUUUACUUUCGGGACGAGGAGAGUUACACUUAGAAACUUCGAUAGAAAGAUUACGAGAAAAAUACGGAAUUGAGGUCAAUACCGGCCAGCCUAAAAUUUCUUAUUUGGAAACUAUUACUAAACCAGCCCUAAUUAAGUCGGAAUACAUAAAACAAAGCGGAGGACGAGGGCAUUUUGCUCGGGUUUUUAUUCAAUUCGAACCGAUUUCUACUGAACCCAAAGAACGGGGAAAAAGAGAGUUAGAAUUCCUUAAUAAAAUCCGGGGUGAAGCAAUUCCCAAAGAAUUUGCUGAAUAUGUAAAAGUAGGAUUAGAAGAAGCGUUGGCCGCCGGUUUACUUCUAAGCUAUAAAACUGUCGAUGUUAAAGCCACCUUGAUAGAUGGAAAGACUCAUCCAGUCGAUUCGCGCAAAGAGGAUUUUAAAGAAGCCGCAGUUUUGGCGUUUCGUGGAGACAGCGAAGAGGAAAGAAGAAAAAGAAAAUUAGAACUAGGGAUGGUUUUACUAGAACCAAUUAUGGAAUUAGAAGUGACUAUUCCUGAAAAUUACUACGGGGAUGUUUUAAACGACAUAAUUUCCCGGAAAGGAGUAAUUGAUAAAGUAGACCGAAGUGAAAAAGACCCCAUUAUCCAAGCUUAUGUUCCCUUGGCCAAUCUACUUAAUUAUAAUGCUGACCUUCUGGAUGCCACCGGAGGAGAAGGAAUAUUUAACAUGGAAUUAUCUUAUUACCAAGAAGUUCCGUCUGACACCUUAACCAAACUAAUUAAAGAAAAACAAUUAAUAACUUAA
Racocetra fulgida is the source of this 2262-nucleotide messenger RNA. Lineage: Eukaryota; Fungi; Glomeromycota; Glomeromycetes; Diversisporales; Gigasporaceae. The record is from the annotation of a GenBank genome assembly.